GUAUUAAAAAUGUUUUUUAAACACGAUAACGCUAGUAAUAGAAGCGAGUGCAAUUUAUGUAAAAAAUUUAUUACGGGUAAGCAUUCAUCUAACUUAGAGAAACAUGUAUUUGCGCAUCACAAAUUACAAUAUGCAGAUCUAAUUAAAGCCAAAAAUAAACUAAAACAAACAAUAGAAAACUUAGAUGCAGAAACAUCACUAAUAAAUAAAAUAAAUAACAGUCAGAGCACAUUGAAUAAUUUCGUAAGCAUUUCUAAAAAAUCCAUCAAACUUAACUUGCAUAAAAAUUCACUAAUUGCUGCUUGUAUUGAAAUGGUAACAAUAAAUAGAAGACCUUUGACUUUAUUACAAGAUUCAGGUUUUAGGAAAAUUUUGGAUCCUGUCUUAGAUGCAUUUUUACCGGAAAAAAACAUUGAAGAUCUAAUUGUAGAAAAUGAACCCAGUAAUUUUGAAGAUGAAGUUGUCAAAGCAAUUGAACCUGAAGAAACAACUAUAUUAGUUAGGUGUGCAGCUCACACAUUAAACCUUUGCAUUGAAGAUGGGCUUAAAAUUCCAGUUAUUCAACAAGUUUUAAGUCGCGCAAGACAUGUAGUAAAAAAAUUAAGGACCCCAACUUAUGCUGGAUUAUUCAAACGAAAUAACUUGAAACUGGCAAUAAUUGAUGUUGAAACAAGAUGGUCAUCUACAUAUGAUAUGCUUGAAAGACUUUUAAAAUUGAAAAGUUUUUGUCAAGAGUACGAAGAAACAAUGCCAGAUUUAAAAUGCGGCAAAAUACCGACCGCAGCAGCUUGUUGGUGGAACAUUAUUGCUAAAUUAGAAAUUAUUAAUACUAGUUUGAGUAAUGCUUUAAAAAAUUCUAUGAAGAUAAGAGGAAAAAAUUUACUAGAAAAUCCAAUUUUUUUGGCAGCAAACUAUUUAGAUCCUAGAUUUCAAAGUACUUUAUCAGAAGAUAAUAAAAUUGAAGCAAAAUCUCAUUUAAUAAAAACUUGGAAUACUAUGGAAAACCUGACUUCACAAGAUUCAGAAAUGAAUAAAAACAAUAUAUCUGACAUAGAAACAAACAAUUUUGAAAAUGUUGAUGAUCCACUUGAACAGUUUUUAAAAUCACAAAGUGGAACUACAACUAAUUUAACACCUCUACCUGGAAGCGACAAAUGUUCUAUUAGAGUUUUAAUUGAAGAAUUUGAUAAUAGUUGUAGAUUACAUUAUAAAACUGAUAUUAAACAAUUUUGGUUAAAUGCAAAGAAGCCAGAAUUAUUUAAGUUAGCGCAAGUUGCAAUGGCUGUUCCAUGCACACAGUUUCAUUAA
This is a messenger RNA of Daktulosphaira vitifoliae (grape phylloxera), 1308 nucleotides long. RefSeq lists its product as uncharacterized. The record is from RefSeq and is a predicted model, not a curated record. The transcript has 7 exons. Lineage: Eukaryota; Metazoa; Arthropoda; Insecta; Hemiptera; Phylloxeridae. Bases 10 to 1308 code for a protein of 432 amino acids.